AUGGCGCCAAUUUUGUACUUUCUCUUCUCACUAAUCCUUUCGAACUCCGCUUUUGCAGCAAAUACUAGAAUGCCUUUGUUGCCCGAAAACCAUAAGGAACAUUGUUCGGACCCGAAUCUCUGCCCGCCUCCGCCACCUCAUCAUAAAAAACAUUGCAAAGAUCCGCCUCCGCCUCCGGAUGGUUCCGGAGUUAUCUAUCCGCCGCCCGGCAUCUGCCCGCCCGGUGUUUUAUGCCCCGAAAUCUGCCCGCCCGGUGCUAUAUGCGGUUUGCCGCCACCUCGACGCCCGACCUCGACUGCGUCGCCUUCUAUGACUUUCGCGUCGUUUUACACCGUUUUUUCUUUCGUUUUGACGUAUUUUGUUUUGUAG
This is a messenger RNA of Striga asiatica, 369 nucleotides long. NCBI's taxonomy places the organism in Eukaryota, Viridiplantae, Streptophyta, Magnoliopsida, Lamiales, Orobanchaceae. The record is from the annotation of a GenBank genome assembly.